GGGGUGCACUUCACAGACCCUACAUGCAUAGCAUAUCUCAAGGACAGCUCGAACUGGCGCCAACUAUUUUGAAAACGGCAAUAAUUUCUUUCGUUCAACGCUCCUCUGUGACUCUGAGCAUCUCCCGAACUGCCCCUUCAUAUCAAUUUUGUUCUCGCUAUUCCAAAAUGCACUUCACUUUAGCCAGUGCCUACGUCCUUCUUGGCCUCUUCACUCUUUGCGGUUCCUAUCCCACUGGAACAAAUUCGCUUGCAAAGGAAGACAAGCGGCCAGCGCAAGAAUUUAUAAUGGCCGGCAUAUCCAGCAUAGGAGUGAAUCGGCAGUCUUUCCACGCAGAACCUCAGAGGAACGCGCAGAACGUAACAAUCACGUUUAUCAUGAAAAGGAAUCAACCCGAUUUGAACGAUGCAGAAAGGAUCGAGGCGGCAGCAUAUGCGAAGAUGAGCGUACUUCUCCUGCUCGAUGCGGCAUCAUCCGAGCUCGGCCUAAGUGGCGUCCCUUACAAUGUCCGCUUUACUGAGAAUACACCGUUUCCUUGUUCUAAAGCCGAUGCGGAAGCGAAAGGGUUCAGUUUAAACAUAGCUGGUAUCCCUACUUUCCAAGACGCCGUAGGACAAGCUCCCAUGGGAUGUGUGGCUGUGGCUGCAAAAAGUCAAGGGACUGCAGUGAUCGAGCGCAUCACUCCGGAACUCAGAGAAUUCUACACUGGGCAACUCAUACCACAUCAGGAAUCGCUAUUUUGGACCAGGAUGCGUCAAUUUGCGGAUUACCUGAAAGACUGGGAUCCGUAAUCUUCGAUGGGUGUCCAAGGUAGGGAGGGAGCUGUAGGGAGGUAUGGAUGUUGAUUUGUACGAUGGGAUUGCAAUGAUGUAUUGUUCAAAAAAAUUGCGCUGCGUCGUAUGUAGCGCAAUGUGUUCUCGCAUGGGUCCCGGUUGUUCCUCUUACUUACCUGGCC
Messenger RNA from Lentinula edodes (shiitake mushroom), 955 nucleotides. RefSeq lists its product as uncharacterized. The record is from RefSeq and is a predicted model, not a curated record. NCBI's taxonomy places the organism in Eukaryota, Fungi, Basidiomycota, Agaricomycetes, Agaricales, Omphalotaceae. The transcript is spliced from 4 exons. The coding region runs from base 24 to 791 and encodes 255 amino acids.